Messenger RNA from Phaeodactylum tricornutum CCAP 1055/1, 1645 nucleotides. RefSeq lists its product with no specific name. NCBI's taxonomy places the organism in Eukaryota, Bacillariophyta, Bacillariophyceae, Surirellales, Neidiaceae. The record is from RefSeq and is a predicted model, not a curated record. The transcript has 3 exons. Bases 275 to 1399 code for a protein of 374 amino acids.
CGAUGCUGUACAUGUAAAUACCAAAUUCGUGAACCUAGUUUCGGAAAGUGGCUUAAAAGUUAUAUGUGACCAUAAAAUUGAAAUCGAGCUAAAAAAGUUUAUUUCGACGAGGAGAUAUGUGCUCACUGUAAAAGACACCUGAGCUUGAUACCACUGCCGGAUUAAUUGUGUGCCAGAAAUUCCCAUGUAUACCAGUGUUCGCAUUACUUUGUUGAGCUGAAACAAAGCUUCCGCGAAACCUGUACUGAUUGAGAAUUGGAAUUGUUUCCACAAGAUGAUGAUGAGCUUGAGAAGUCUGGUAAGUGUAAUUGCAAUCGCGUUCACAUUGGGAAUCGGGAUGUACAAUGGCGUGCACGAUAUGAGUCAUGUGGUCGAGACUUUGUCGUCGAUUGAGAAAGAGCUAAAUCCCUUGCAGCCCAUGACGGGAUCGGAGCAAAGCAAGAUCGUUAGCAUGCCUUACAAAAACUGGAGGAAAGACAUUAUACGGGAACCAAUUCCUCGACCAUCAGCUAAAGCUCUUUUCGACGGAUCAAAUGUAACGGGCGACGUAUCGUGGCUCCUAAAUCUGGCUAUUAUAGGAUUCGGCAAAUGUGGCACCUCGUCUAUGGUAGGCCAUUUCAGCCAACACAAACAAAUAUCCAUGAUGCACAGAGAGCACUGCGAGUUUACAUGGCGUGACGACGACACCAUUCUUCUUAAAGCCCUGGAGUCGGAGCUUCCACAUGGCAACUAUAUGCGUGGGCUGAAGUGCCCCAGUCUCCCAAGUAUUUUCCGAACGUUCGACUCAUCGUUGGAGUUCGGCAUCCAAUCCUUUGUUCGCCAGAGACAGUUUGGAUACAGCCUCUUCCCAGCCCACAAAUUGAUUGGCAAAUGCCAGGAUUUGGGACCCAAUAAAAAGGUGCACGGUGUAUGUACAGAAGAAGCGAGAUUUCAAGAAGCAUUAAUUGGCUUGGGAAAGACUAGCAUGAGUACAACGGACGAAAUGCAGUACUUUUUAUCCUCUGAAAAGAAACCUGAGAAUCUUACCGUUAUCUCUCAAAUGAAAGUAUUUGUCUACGACAUAGCGCAGGUAGAGGAUAAAGACGAGGAACGCUCCCAACUGUUUAUGGACGACAUGCAAACAUUCCUCCAGAUGACGGAGCCUUUCAAGCCGAUGGGUCAAAAAAGCGGCGGGAAAACGAAGCAGUCGCGCAUUGACAUUUGCGAGCAAAAGUACGACCAUUUGCGCGAGGCUCUCUUGGACAUUGGGGUGAAUGCAUCGAGGUGGAUCCGUCGCUUUUUCGUACCUGCCGAGGGUGUGACCGUCUCAUCACCCAAAUUUUUCGAGCAGUCGUUGGCGAAGUGGGAAAUCGAUCCGUGCGAAGAACGCCGAGCAAAUAACACAUUCCCUCCCAAAUGAUUUGAUUGUGUCAUUAUCCCGACAAUUUGGUUGUAAACUCUAGGCUGCUUGUCAAAGCAACAUGGAAAAUAGCCAAGAAGCCAUUGUCGACAAAUUGGGAUGCCCAGGAUCACGCACCUAUGCAGUGCACAGAUAAGGUUUCUGAAAGGGGGAAAACGGACAGCACCAUCACUCUCGACAUUCGUGUGUAUGGGUUGGUAUUUACAGUUCAAUAAUUUACACCGCAAUCUUAAAGUUAAUUUUUUU